AUCUACACACUGUAGGUAAACGUCGGCUGACAGUGAUCCAGCUGCUGUUCAUCCAGAUGUUUCUCUGUGGUCUGCUAGAAAACGCAGCCACAGGUGAUUUUGGUUGAAACAUAGUGUUGGUUCCUGUCGCUGAAAAGGUUUUCGACACGUUUUUUCCCCUGUAUUUGGGGUCAGUAACCUGCGAAAAGACGGAGGCACUCGGAAUUUACUGGAAUUUGGAUUUUUAUCCGCGAUAACUGUUCAGACGUUGGUCUUUGUUGUUUGAAUAUUUGAAAAGAAAAGGAAAGUAAAAAGUCGUCGCACCUGCUGUAGGACGAAGGAAAGAAAGAAAGAAAGACAGCGCUUUGUCUGAUCUUUUCUUGAAACUAGGAAGCAGAAAAAAGGAAGGAAGGAGGGAGGAAAGGAAGUAAAGUAGGAAAGGAGACAUCUUCACCUCUGUUGCCUUUUGCUUUCCUCUCUGAAGAGAUGUAUGUGGAGAAGGUUGUAACAGGGAAAAAGAUGGGGAGUAAUGGAAUCUCUCUGACCUGUGUGUUUACUCCUUGCCGGGUGAUGGGUGUGUGUGUGACACUGAUGAUGAUGGGAGCCGUUGGAGCAGCAGUUUGGGCCGUAGUCACAUAUUGUACAAUGGAAGAAGACACAGAACUCUAUGAUGUUCAGGUAAACUUUGCUGACCAACAUCUCAGAGUCUUUGACCCUGCUCAGAAAAGGUGGCGUCAGGUCUGUUCCUCCUCAGCCAAUCAACUGCUGGCUAGCAUCAGCUGUGAAGAAGUGGGCUUUGUCAGUUUGGUAAAUUACUCGGUCACAUCGGUACCAGAGGGAGGUGGAGAUGGAGGAGAGUUCUUCUGUGUCCGACAGGAAGAGCUCAGCUAUGGCAAAAAAAUCAAAGACUCAAUGUACCCGUGUGACUGUGAGAGCAGAGAGGUUCUGACCUUGGUGUGUCAAGACUGUGGCAGACGCAGUUUUGCUGCAGACCGCAUUGUUGGUGGUGUGGAUGCACGACAGGGCAGCUGGCCUUGGCAGGUCAGUUUACAGUAUGAUGGGGUCCAUCAGUGUGGAGGUUCCAUCAUCUCAGACCGCUGGAUUGUUUCUGCAGCUCACUGCUUUCGCGACCGAUUCCGCAUUGUGAAUCGCUGGCGUGUGCUGCUCGGCUCCAUCUAUAAUAAACCGGUAAAUGCCAACGUGGCGGAAGUGAAGACCAUAGUUUACCACAGCAGCUACCUGCCUUUUGUAAAUGCAGACAUUGAUGAUAACAGCAGAGAUAUUGCUGUUCUGGCCCUGACACAGCCACUCACCUUUAAUGAAUACAUCCAGCCUGUCUGCCUUCCAGCAUAUGGUCAGAGAGUGAUAGACGGACAAAUGGGAACAGUAACAGGCUGGGGAAAUGUUGAAUACUAUGGUCACUUGGCAAAUGUUCUGCAGGAAGCACAUGUCCCAAUCAUCAGUGACACUGUCUGCAAUGCUCCUGAUUACUACGACAAUCAGAUCACCACCAGCAUGUUCUGUGCUGGUUAUGAGAAAGGAGGCAUUGAUGCCUGCCAGGGAGACAGUGGUGGACCUUUUGUUGGAGAAGACAGUUUUUCGAAGACCAGCAGAUAUCGUCUGUUGGGAGUUGUCAGCUGGGGAACGGGCUGUGCCAUGCCAAAGAAGCCUGGAGUCUAUACCAGAGUGUCCCGCUUUCUACCUUGGAUAUCUACAGCCAUGAGGAACUAUCAGAACUCACCAGGGAUUCAGAAAAUGGCCAGGACAUGAGGUUACUGCACCCACGCUUGUACUUUUCUACACCAAAAUGAAAAUAUGUCCAAAUCCUGCAGAUGUUAAUGUGAAGUGGUACAACAUGGUUUGGGAAGCUGCAGUGUUAACAUGUAUUAUGUUUUGGAUUCACCUGAAAAUGACAGUGGCUCUCUCUGCUGUUCCCCCUACCCCCCAAUUGAAAUAUCCUGUAUACAGAUGUCUAUUUCAGAGUAGAGCAGCCUGGACCAUUAGUGUUUGGACAGUGCACCAUUUUCUGCAGUUAAUUUAUGCACUAAAGAGCUCAAAUUUAGUAGCAGUUGUCUUGCUGUUGGAGUGUUUAAAUGCCUAAUUAAAGCACAAAAAGGCAACGAUCAUGUUUUAUUGAAAAAAAAUGCAAAAAAAGAGAUAAGGAACAAACCCUUUGGCGAUAUUUCUGUGUAAAAACAUGGUGUUUUUAGCCUAAUUUUAGAUGAAUUUGAUGUCAUUUUUAUAUUUUUCUCCCACAGCUUACACUAUCUCUCUUUUUGUCUAUCUUUCAGUUCUUUCUGCACUAAUUUUUGGCAUGCAUACAAUCUAAUUAUGUCUACAUUUGUGCUCCUUUUCUUGUGUAUCUCUAAGGUAUAUCUAUGCUAUUUAUGGCUAAUGUUUAGCUGUUUUUGGCUAACUUUUUAAUAUAGAGUUAAUAGCUGAAUUUUUGUUUUGUUGCUAUUUUGUGUCUAACCUCUUUUGCUAUAAGUGCUAACCCUUUGCUUAAGCUUUCAUCAGUUCUAUGCCAAUUGUAGUUUUUCUCUUCAGGACCACAAAUGAGUUACUGUCCAGACACAAGUUUUCUUGAUGGAAAUUCAUCAGGUUAAACAUAUGCCCAGAGUUUUGACAAGCACAUUUGGAAGGUUAAAUGUGACUUUGGACAAAAUAUAAUGCGGUUGUUUUUGUAAUAUGUUUGUUUUUAAUGUGUUUUCUAUUGGAUGUUACAAUCAAUUAAAAAACAAUGGAUAAACGUCUUGCAGCAGUAAAUUAUAAAAUAUAUGAAAUAAGUCUAAAAGCUGUGCCAUGUCAGCAGUCGUUCCACAUGGUGGCCCAAAAACACUAAAAAAAUAUUUUAUCCAUGUGAACCGUAAGCCACAAUGGAUAUAGGCUCCAUAUAGGCAGCACAGUGGGAAACCUAAUUCUUUAAAGAUAUAAGAAGAUGUUAAUCUUUUUAGGAUUUAGUUUUAUGUAAAGUAUCCUGACUUUUACAAUCUGUAAUUAGUCACCCCAGAUUUGACCAAUAUUCCUGUUGGAAAAAGAUAACGCUUACAUUCCAGACAGUAUUUUGCUGUUUUUUGUAAAUAUUAGUCAGUGUCUAGUUUAUGUGUAUGUAGAUGCUUGUGUCAGAUGAAGAGCUGUUAAUAUCCAGGAGUGCAAUAAAAGAAUUAUGCAAAA
Molecule: messenger RNA, 3153 nt
Organism: Cynoglossus semilaevis (tongue sole)
Lineage: Eukaryota; Metazoa; Chordata; Actinopteri; Pleuronectiformes; Cynoglossidae
Gene: hpn
Product: hepsin
Exons: 13
Coding region: 466-1749 (427 amino acids)
Biological process (GO): proteolysis
Cellular component (GO): membrane
Molecular function (GO): serine-type endopeptidase activity; serine-type exopeptidase activity
Source: RefSeq, a predicted model, not a curated record